Vanessa atalanta (red admiral) is the source of this 1806-nucleotide messenger RNA. RefSeq lists its product as uncharacterized. The transcript is spliced from 3 exons. The record is from RefSeq and is a predicted model, not a curated record. Lineage: Eukaryota; Metazoa; Arthropoda; Insecta; Lepidoptera; Nymphalidae. The coding region runs from base 1 to 1806 and encodes 601 amino acids. Gene Ontology annotation, molecular function: zinc ion binding; nucleic acid binding.
AUGGUUAUUAUCAAAGCAUACACAGGGACAGAUAGCGGUAUUUUUAACUCUGACUCUGACACGGAGACGGAGACGAGGUUAGCUGCGAAGAACAAGCCUGCCAUUCGCGGCAAAACCGCGAAAGGACGUGGUAGUGGUCUUGCUCGGGCUAAGGCUGAGCUGAAAGCCAAGGCCAACGAAGCCAGAGAGGAAGCCUUCGAGCGAUCGCUGCGUAGUCGAGCGUUUCGAAAGGACGCUCCUCAGGAUCCCACGAAGUUGGGUGCGGAGGAACUUCGAGCACAAGCUGGCCGAAGCGCAGCUCUCAUUGUGGAGGUGGCCCAAAAGUCCUCUAACUUAAAAGGAGGCUUUGCAAAGAGGCUGAGGGAGUCGGCGGCUGCACUGCAGGGCAUUGUAGACGCCUUAGCAUCUCGGACAGAAGCCGAGGAGACGCGAAAGCUCCGCGUUGAUAAUGGCCGCCUGCGCAAAGAGGUGGACAGCCUCAAGGCCGAGGUGAAAGCUCACCGCCGCGAGUUCGCGGAGAUGCGGACCAAGGUGGCAGGGGCAAAUGAGGCAUCUGGCUCUGCACAGGAUGCUCAGAUGGAGAAAUUUAAGGCCUCCAUAAUUUCUUCGCUCGGCGUUAUGUUUAACGCCCGAUUUGCAGUACUAGAGGAACGCUUGCCACCCGCAAAGAUACAACGCCCUCCGUUAGCUGCGGAUAAGAGGCGGGAGUCGGCGCAGCAAAUUGCUGCGCCCUACGCGCAGGCAGUCCACCCGGCUCCACUGCCGAAAGUUACACCCGUGCCAAAGCGGGCGCCACGUGCUGCUCCGACAGCACCUAUCGCUGGUCCUUCAAGCGACCAGACUACGUCGGAGACGAUUCCACCACAGGUAGUCCAGGAGAUUUCCUGGUCUACUGUGGUUAAAAAGGGAAAGAAGGGAAAGCAGGUUUCUCCCCCGGCUGUUACAACCGCCACGGUUGCGCCUACGAUGCCUAAGGUACGUCAUGCGGCCAAGUCCAAGCUGGCCGCUCCUCGUACAGCUGCAGUGGUUUUAACGCUGCAGCCGGAAGCGGAGCAGAAAGGCAUCACGUAUGCCCAGGUCUUGGAGCGCGCUGAGCAGAACGUGAAACUCGAAGACCUUGGGAUCAAUGGCGGGCUCAAAGUUCGACGCGCAGCGACGGGGGCUAGAGUGCUGGAGCUGCCGAGAGCACAGACAGAACAGGCGGACAAAUUAGCCGACAAGCUCCGCACUUUGUUGGAUGGGGUGGCCAACGUUGUUCGCCCCAUAAGAAAGGUGGACAUUAAGGUGACGGGGUUAGACGACUCCGUCACUAAAGAAAAAAUUAUUGCCGCAGUCGCUCGCGAGGGGAGUUGCCCCGCUGAAAUGUUAAGGUGUGGAGAUAUUUCACGCGGGCCCGGUUAUAUGGGUAUGGUCUUUGUGUCGUGUCCGAUAGCUGUGGCGAAGAAGCUGUCUGAAGCCGGUCGUCUCUUGGUUGGGUGGAGCUCGGCCAGGGUGUACGUGCUGGAACAGCGCCCUCUGCACUGCUAUAAGUGCAUGGGCCUUGGUCAUACAAAGGCGCUCUGCCCAUUCAGUGCGGAACGAGGAGGCCUUUGCUACCGGUGCGGCGUUGAUGGCCACAAAUCGGCUGCAUGUACCGGGAAGCUGCGGUGCGCAGUGUGCUCAGACGCCGGCAAGCUCUCCGGGCACGUGAUGGGGUCGAGGGAGUGUAACCCCCCCAUCACGAAAGGUAAGGUGGUCCGAGAUAACCAGACCACCGCCAACGUGGGACGGCGCCAGGCCGAGGAGGAAGCUGCAAUGUCAGUAUGA